Trichomycterus rosablanca is the source of this 3763-nucleotide messenger RNA. Its product is annotated as fas-binding factor 1 homolog. Gene Ontology annotation, cellular component: ciliary basal body; ciliary transition fiber; centriole. The transcript has 30 exons. The coding region runs from base 225 to 3692 and encodes 1155 amino acids. The record is from RefSeq and is a predicted model, not a curated record. NCBI's taxonomy places the organism in Eukaryota, Metazoa, Chordata, Actinopteri, Siluriformes, Trichomycteridae. Gene Ontology annotation, biological process: establishment of epithelial cell polarity; cilium assembly.
AAUGAACACCAGUUUACAGGAGAUAUGAGUCGGUUAGGUUGUGUUUAUUAUGGUAGUGUGGUGUUUAAUAAAAAUAGAGGUAAUAAUCAUGGUAUAUAUUUAAUAAAGAACGGAGUCGGCGGUUUGUCAGCUGCGGUUACCAAUGGCGACAGGAACGCCGUGGUUUAGCUAGCAGAGAUUAGCCACUCUGGUUAAUCUCAUUCAUCUUGAAUGUUGUUUUAAUCAUGACUUCCAAGAAGAAGAAAGGACUGCGAGGUUCUGUAGAUGACGUUUUGGGGGAUCUGCUGGGUGACGACUCUGAUGAACUUCCGAUCAAGCCCAGAUCUUCCGCUGGAGGCCUUGGCAGGCCAGCAGGGCUCUUGCGAACACAAAGUGGCAAGAGGAAUCUGCUGGAUGAUGAUUUCUUCAACAAACUGGUAGAGGAAGUCCAGAAAGAUGAGGAGGACUCUGAGGUGUCCGAGGCAGAUCCUAAAGCUUUGCUGGAGAGCAUGAAGGACAUUGAUGGUAUGGACGCUGAUCUGUUUGGCUCGAAAAGGAACCCCGGUUCUGCCCCGCCUCAGAGAACCACCACCAGAAAUGAAGGAUCUAAACAAGAAGUUACCACACUAGGAGACCAGACCAAACCUAACCCUGCAUUAAAUGUUGCUGAGCCAGAGGAGAGGAAGACCAGCUCUGCUCCAGCUGCUCCAGUUAGAAACUACAAGAAGUUCAGCUUUUUGGAGGAGGAUGCAGUUGAAUUCACACCUGCCAAACAAGAUGACGUUGAUGAUAAUCUGGAUGACCUGCUGGAUGAUCUGGAUCCAGAGCGAACGAAGAGUGGUCCAUCAGGGAAAACAGUGAAGCAAAAUUCAGCUUCUCCAGUGAGAAAGAAGAACGAGCAACAAGUGAUACCUGCUGAACCUGCCCCUAAGAAACGAGAAGAGUUGAUGUUUGACGAUGAUGAAGACGACCUGAUGGACACACUAGGCUUUAAUGACACCCCAAAGAGCAGAGGCAGCAGACUUACCCCAAAGAAAGAGAGCGAGACUCCUCAGAGAGCACGCACCAGACUGGAUGAGAUUUUGGGAAUUGGAACUGCCCCUCGUCUGCUGGAGAGACCUGUAACCGGUGAGAAAAAAGACGCAACCCAACCAGAGAGAGAAACAGACAAACCAGCACAGAAGAACUCAGCUGGCAAAGACACUAAAGAUCCGAUGUUUGGAGAUGAGGACUUCACGUUUGGCUCAUACCAACCCACGGUGGCGUCAACCCCAGAGGGACGCACCUCCCGCAGACAAUCUGUACGAUUCUCCACCGAGGACGUCAGCUCUUCUUCUCCAGAGCGCAAGCCCAAACUCAACACCUCCUCUUCCGCAACAUCCACCAUAAUAACCUCUACACGACCAAGCCGACCAGCCUCAGACUGGCUUGGUCUGAACCAAGACGACGAUGAUGAGGAGGACAACAGGCAGAAGAAAGAGACGGCACCCCAGAGCCUAAAGCCUCCUCCAUCUCACGGAGGAGAAAAAGCAUCUAGAGCGACCCCAAAGUCUGCUGAGGAGCUCAGAGCUGUACCCAGCUCUCCGGAAACCUCUAGAACCACAGCGGAGAUCAGAAAGAAGGAGGAGGAGGAAAGCAAGGAGGAAGAGGGAGACUGGCUGGCAGGCGCUCUCAAUAAAAAGAAAGUUCAGGCCGAGGUGAGAGAGAGGAGGCAGGAGGAAUCACUGGGACUUGGAGAGGAGAUCGACCUGGACAUGUUCCUCAGCAAGCGAAACACCACCCCAGUUACACGCAGGAGGCAGGAAGAUCCCCCUGGACCUCCCAGACAGCCCAGCAGUGAGUCUCUGGUUGUCUCUGGCAAACCGCAGAGCCCCCCGCUGGCCCCAAACUCUAGCACAGAAGCCCCUCAAGCACACGAGUUCCAGCAGAACCCUAUAGGAGUGAGAGCUGCUCCUGCCCAGCAGGUAUCACUCAGUACUGAUGGUCUUCAGCAACUCCUACUGCAGCAGCAGCUGGCUCAGGCUCAGCUGUGGGGUUUGGGAGCACAGCUUGAUCCGGGAUCAGUACAGAAGCAGAGAGAUGCAGCGCCACCCAGUGGAGAUGUGACUGCACUACAGGUCAAGAUUAUGCAGCUGGAGGGACAGGUGAGGAGUCUCCAGCUGGAGAAGGAUCAGCUCCAGAUGCUCCUGGACAGUGUCCAGCAGAGACACAAACAGGACACAGAGCUGAUGGAGAGUGCACACAGAUCUCGAGUGAAGCUCCUGGAGGAGUGUGCAGCUCAGCGGGAGACACGGGCACGGAUGGAGAGCCAGGAGCUGUCUGAGAGGCUGGAGGCGGCGAUGGCGCUAAUGCAGAAGGAGAGGGCGGAGCUUCAGGAGCAGUACCAACGCAGGCUGGCACAGUGCCAGCAGGAGAGAGACCGAGAAGUGGAGAGACUCAGAGAACUCCAGAGAAAGUCCAUCCUGGAGAUGAAGAAAGAUCACGAGGAGCAGGUCCACAGACUCAGGAGACUAAAGGACGAGGAGAUAGACGCAGUAACCAGUGCUACCUCACAGACCAGGUCUCUAACAGUGAUUAUAGAGCAGAUGGAGCAGUUCUCUCACAGGUUGGGUGAUCUCUCAUCUCGUAUAGAGAGCACUCAUGAAAGCACCACUCAGGGCCUGGAGCUUGGGGCACGACAAAGAGACGAACAACUGCGAGUGCUGCAGGAGCGUCUGACUCAGCAGCAGAGGGACAUGGCCGAGGAGAGAAGCCGACUCAAGGAGGUCAUAGCCAGGAUGGACACACAGCUGGCCGAGCAACAGAGGCAGCUUCAACAGGAGCGCUGGCGAGCAACCGGAGAACAGGCUAAAGCUGAGUCAGCAUUGCGAGGUCUGGAGGAGGAGAGACGCACCAUGACUCAACACUUCACCCUGGAGAGAGAGGAGCUGGACAGAGCUAAGAACUCACUAUUGGAGGAGCAGCAGUCAGUAAUGCAGCGCUGUGCAGAGGAGAGGAGGAAGCUGGCGGCUGAGUGGUCACACUUCCACGCUCAGGACAAACUACGCAAGGAGAGAGACGUGGACCGAGAAGGUCACAUCUUCAGCAUAGCACAGGAGCAGGCUGAUCUAAAGCUGAAAGCUGCAGAGCUGAAGCAGAGAGAGGACGCUGCUCAGAAGGAGCGAGAGAACCUGGAGAAGCUCAGGGAUGAUCUACAGAGAGAGAAGGAACGACUGAGUGCAUCGGCUUUACGACUAAAAAACCGAGCUCAGGAGGUGGAGAACCUGAGCCAGCUGGCUUGUGAGAGGUAUGAGGAGGGUGAGCGGGCAGUGCAGGAGGCCAGGCAGGUGGAGGUCGGACACCAGACUCGACUGCGCACCAUCCACACAGAGAUGGAUCGACUCAGGAAGCAGGAACACAGCCUACAGCAGGAGCGGAUGAGGAUGACAGAUCAUCGUAGAGAGGUGGAGAGAAUGAGAUCCGGCCUUCCCAUUAAUCCCGUACCUCCUCCUGUUGAUCCUUUACUAACACAGAGUUUAGGUUUCUCUCCAGUGUUUAGCAGCACAGCGGUUCUUCCUCCUCCACCGGUGUCCAGUGCUAUUUCUCCCAAACUACAGGCCACAAUCGCUUUGCUACGCCACACAGCUGAGAAGGACCGGGACUUUCUUGAGGAUGAGCAGUUCUUUCUAGAUACGCUGAAGAAAGCACCGUACGAGUCAACUUUACAUACAUGACCCAAAAUACUGGUGCAAAGCUUCAAUAAUGUUUACACUCCUUAAUAAACAGCCCACCCUUUUUAACUUCA